CCGGUUAGGCUCGGGGAGCUCGUGGCUCUCACCGCGCCCCAGGCCCACUGCAGCACUUGCCUGCGGUGGCUGCAAGUGGUUCUUGCAGAGCGAGCGCAAGCACAAUCCAUCGUCGUGUUUCGAUCCCGAGUCGUUCCACCACGCUUAGAUCCAGCCCUGUGGUCACCCGACGAUGGCGCUCGCCUUCGCCGUGCUGCUGGGGGCGCCUCUGCCCCUCGGGCCGCCGGUCGCCGCCGCCGCCCCGCGCGGGGCGCCGCCGAGGCCGCGCGCGCCGUCGCUGGGCCAGGCGGCCCCGGCGGCCGUGGCCGGGGCGCUGCUCGCGGUGCGGCGGGUGCGCUCGCGGACCGCCCGCCGCGCCAAGAAGGUCUCAGCGCAGUGGGCUU
Molecule: messenger RNA, 383 nt
Organism: Prorocentrum cordatum
Lineage: Eukaryota; Dinophyceae; Prorocentrales; Prorocentraceae
Source: the annotation of a GenBank genome assembly